Molecule: messenger RNA, 1263 nt
Organism: Gadus morhua (Atlantic cod)
Lineage: Eukaryota; Metazoa; Chordata; Actinopteri; Gadiformes; Gadidae
Product: homeobox protein OTX1 B-like
Exons: 2
Coding region: 87-1043 (318 amino acids)
Molecular function (GO): DNA binding
Source: RefSeq, a predicted model, not a curated record
AAUAGGCGGUAUUAUUACGUAACAACCGAACGUAGGUUUUCCCCAAUAUUGUGUUGAUCAUUGCAGAGCCACAAUACGCAGGCUGCAUGGAGGGCCAGAGGAAGCGCAAAAGGACAAUCUUCAGCCGCGUGCAGCUGUCCGAGCUCGAGCAGGCGUUCGCUGUGACUCCGUACCCAGACAUCACCCUGCGCGAGCGCCUGGCCGAGCACACACACCUGCCUGAGAGCAAGAUACAGGUGUGGUUCCAGAACCGAAGAGCCAGAAGUAUCAAGACUGUCAGGCUCCCAAAGUCGUCCAAAACCAUCCUGGGUGCUAGGGGAGAUCCAGAGACCAAUCAGCACAGAAUCCAAUUGCCCUCCCCUGGACAGACCACCUCCUCCACCUCCACCUUUCACACCGCAAACACCAUCGGUGGCCUAUUUCGUUCCGAGCAGAAUCAGUCCUUGGAUGAAGGUCAACAGAUGUUCUCCGACUGGCUCCAGCUCUGCAGCAACUCUGGCUUCUGCUCCUCGUCUUCACCAGCCGUUCAUCCCCACCACCACCCCCCCCUCCCCCAUCACCAUCCAAACCAUCAACCCCCACCCCAUGACCACCCCCACCCUCCCCAGUCUCCAUAUAAACUCUCUGGGAUGCUUUUAUGGGAGGAGGACCCUCAGAGUAAGUUGAACCACAUGGGCAACUUCCCCGUCUCCCUCUCUGGUCUCAUCCCACAGCACCAAAGCAGGCCACCCCACCAUCACCACACCUCAACCUCCCAGAGCCACAGGCCUGAGGGCUCGGGCGUCAAACCCCCACCUGUGCUUCCAGGGCAGGCCGGAGAUCAGUCCAUCUUUGGAGGACUCACCAGAGGCUGCAGGGGCCAUAGGUCAGUGGACCAAGUGGUACCGUCCCACCCUCAGCAGGUGUACUGGGACGGAUCCCAGGGACUCAGCCACCACCACCACCAUCACCACCACCCACAGACGGGGCCUCAGACUUCUAUGGGCUAUAUCUCAGACCUCAUUUACAACGCUGCUAUUGUCACCAACUUCCUGGAGUUUUGAGUAGAACUUAAUAUCCAAAUAGUUAAAUCAUGUAGAUAACUACGUUGGACUUAAUGGCUUUAGCAACAGAAAGAGAAGAAGAGCUGAACCAUGCUGUAAGAUUAUUAUCCAAGUGACUUUUGUGUGAAUUUCCCACAACCAUUUCUUAUGUGGUUAAAAUGUUGUCUAAUUCCAUCGAUACUUUGUUGACUGUUGUGUUAUGUACUAAUUUCUAAGGAAU